This is a messenger RNA of Plodia interpunctella (Indianmeal moth), 2959 nucleotides long. RefSeq lists its product as uncharacterized. The transcript is spliced from 15 exons. The record is from RefSeq and is a predicted model, not a curated record. Gene Ontology annotation, molecular function: protein binding. Lineage: Eukaryota; Metazoa; Arthropoda; Insecta; Lepidoptera; Pyralidae. Bases 1 to 2889 code for a protein of 962 amino acids.
AUGAACACUAUACUAUACAUAGAUCGCAAGCUUGAAGAGCAGCUGAAACUGGAUAAAGGCUCUGGUUGUGAGAUGCCGGUGUUGGACCCAUUUGCAAAAGAAGUGACGCAGUUUGACAAGGAUCUACCCAAUAUAAAAUGCAAAGGCCCCGACUGGGUUAAAUGUUAUCUUUCAGAGUGCAGAGUGAUCAAAGAGAUACUCGUUAAGUAUGAAAAUGUUACUUGUAUAUACAGUGACAUAGUGUAUAUAAAUGAUGACCAGUAUGACAUUGCAAAACCGGUGAUAGUGAGAGGGGCCGAUGUCUACCACCUGAAGCGGAGCGACCACGCCAAAGUAACAUGUAUCGGGUUUAUUAAAAGAUUUCUGUGGCUAAAGUUUAUCUCCAAAUGGAGGGGUCACGUGGCCGGCUUUCGGUCAACAGUACCCCGCCCCCUCCCCUCACCCAUUUCCGAGGAGCUCCCCACCAACAUACUGAUAUUCGGCUUCGACUCCACCGCUAGAAAUGGUUUCAUACGGCGAAUGCCCAAGAGCUACAGAUACUUGACGGAGCAGCUUCAUGCAGUGGUGCUGAAAGGCUACAACAUAUUAGGCGACGGAACCCCAGCGGCUCUGUUUCCGAUUCUGACAGGGAAAAGCGAGUUGGAAAUGCCUGAUACGAGGAAGAAGACGAAGAACUACAAUACAGCCAGCGACAUGCCUUUCAUAUUCUUCAAAUUGAAGGAAGAAGGCUACCGAACACUAUACUUCGAAGACACGCCGACAUACGGCACCUUUCAGUAUCGCUUCAACGGGUUCCGUAGCCAACCCGCAGACCACUACUUGCGAGCUUUCUUCUUGGAAGAACAGUCAUCCAAAAACAAAUGGUGGAUGUUUUGGAAGAACAAAUACUGUGUAGGAGACACACCGCAGUAUAAACUCAUGAUGAAUCUCACUAACCAGUUCUUUCACCUCGAUGGCAAGAAAUACGCGUUCACAUUCGUAGCCGACAUCACUCACGAUGACUUCAACCAGAUCUCCACGGCUGAUGAUGAUUUUGUCGAAUUCCUGAAAUCGCUCAAUGACAAAGAAUUAUUGACAGAUACUUUGUUACUCGUCAUGGGCGAUCACGGGCCUAGAUUCGCAAAUGUCCGAAACACGUACCAGGGCAAACUGGAAGAGCGACUGCCUCUGAUGGCGAUAGUGCUGCCCUCUACGUUGAAGUCUCAGCGACCCCAAGCUCUCGAUAAUCUCCGACAGAAUGUCGACGUUCUCACUACACCGCACGAUAUAUACGCGACUGUUCUAGACGCGAUGGGUUUGAGGAAAUACUGGAACCCAUAUAAAAUAAAUGGCGCGGAUCUGCCCAGGGGUAUGACUUUGCUUGAGCCGAUACCUCGCAAUCGUUCGUGUAGCGAAGCGGGCAUUGAGCCUCAUUGGUGCGCGUGUCUCUCGUGGAAGCCUGUGCCGACGUCGGACCCGCUCCAUAGCAGAGCGGCCGAGGCGCUCGUCCAAUACAUCAACGACCUGACAGCGCCUGUCAAGCCUCUGUGCACUCUUCGCACCCUCUCCUCCGUGAAAUGGGUUAUGAAGCAAAGGCCUAAUAGUCGCAUGCUAUCGUUCGUGAAAUCCAGAGACACGGACGGCUACGUGGGAAAGUUUGGCCAAGAAAUUAAGUUGAACAGGGAAACGUAUCAAGUUAAGCUCACUGUCAACCCUGGGCUAAGCGACUUCGAAGCAUCCAUGACUUAUGUAGCUGCAGAAGACAUGUUCCAUGUAGACUACAGAGAUAUAUCUAGGACGAACAGAUAUGGCAAUGAACCAGCCUGCAUAAGCAAAACUCAUCCGCACCUAAACAAAUAUUGUUACUGUGCUAGAUUACAAAGGGUGAAAACCACAUUGAAGCGAGUGUUGUUUGUCGAAGCAGAAAAGGGAGGUCUAUGCCCCUCAAGGAAAGAAAGAGAAAAGCGCACUAGAAUAAUACACGAAGAGAAGCGGGACAAGUCGUCUCUUAUCGCGUGCCGCCUUUUACUAUGUCCAGCCUACCGCGCUAUACGAACCACCAUGAUGUUCAUGGCAAUUAUACCAAUAUUAGUCAUCACCCAAGCUGCCGUUAUAAAAGAAGAAGAAGACAAAGAAUGUGCAGGAGUUAAAAUCAACAACGUUUACUACAAUGAAGAAGUCCUUAAAGAAGAUCUUGACAGGCCAUACCUCCUAGCUAUGGACCGUAGCAAAAACAUUCUAUACUUCAGUUACAAUAUUGUGGAAAAUUCAGACAACUUCAUAUCUGCGAGACUUGAUCUUAAAACAAAAGAAUUUAAAACUAUUGACGAUGUUAGCAACGGUUUUGCACAAGCUGUUGAUCCUGUCACACACGAUGUUUACAUAGGUGGGAGUGAUGGGCUUUAUAAAUACGAUUAUAACACACACAAAUCUGAACCAAUCGGUGAAAGAGGAAAUGAUAUUUGGAAUGUAUUCUACAAAGAUGUCUUAUAUUUCUCAGUCUUCCCUUCGCAGUUUUUAUACACACUAUCAAAUGGUGAAGUGACACGGUUUACAGAUUUACAAGAUACUAAAGUUGAUCACUUUAUAAUAGACUCCAAAGACAUAAUGUACUUCACUAACGCAACAGGCUUAUAUGGAAUGAAAAAAGGUACAUCAAAAGCAACAGUUUAUAAAGAACAAGCAAGAACUGAUAACGGAAUUAGAGGAUUGGCAACUGAUGUUAAUGGGAAAGUCUACGUUUGUUUGCAAAAUGGAAUAUUUGUCGUAAAUACAGAGACGAGUUCUUUAGAUAUACAUGUAGAGGUUGAUGAUGCGUUUGGCUUGGCAUUUGAUAACACUAACAACUUGAUAUAUUCAGAUGCCAAGAGGCUUGUGCGACUAACGCCUAAAAAUGACAGCUCUUGUUAAGUUUCGAGUGAUAAUUUUUUUUAUUAAUUUUAUUUAUGUGAAGUGAAAUAAUAACAUGUGGUUAUUUAUA